Austrofundulus limnaeus is the source of this 3455-nucleotide messenger RNA. Its product is annotated as hepatic leukemia factor. Gene Ontology annotation, molecular function: RNA polymerase II cis-regulatory region sequence-specific DNA binding; DNA-binding transcription factor activity, RNA polymerase II-specific. Gene Ontology annotation, biological process: regulation of transcription by RNA polymerase II. The transcript has 6 exons. The record is from RefSeq and is a predicted model, not a curated record. Bases 1196 to 2296 code for a protein of 366 amino acids. Lineage: Eukaryota; Metazoa; Chordata; Actinopteri; Cyprinodontiformes; Rivulidae. Gene Ontology annotation, cellular component: nucleus.
GGCGGGGCUUCUUUGACCCGUUUCUGACCAAUGGCUUUGCUCCAGUGGGCGGAGCGUCUAACUUGCUGUGGCCAAUCGGCGACGGAGCAAGCCAGCGGACUGGCCUGUUUACCCGCGUGCCUGACACACGUGAGCUGGAACAGCCAUUGUACACCGGGAGGCAACGUGCUGAAGCGUUCCUUCUCGACGAAAAAAAAAAAAAAAAGGAGAACGGCAGACUCACGUUUUCCGUGGAUUACAAGGAAACUGGAAAAGCCGUGCAGGCAGCGUGGGCAGCCGAAACCUGCUCAGCGAGAACUAAACCUAACAUUUAAACCUUUAAUAUCAAACAUAAUUAUUUGGAGUAACACUUUUAAAUGGAGAGAAUGUUUCAGCUCGCAAGCCGCGUGAACUUGACAAACGAUAUAAAAAAUAAAAAAAAAAUAAAAUCACGGUGACCGUACCUGUCAGACAAAACAAACAACCUCCUCGAGGAAUGUGUGUUCACGCACGAGGAGGAGGAGUAGGUGUGCCUCAUAAAUAUUGAGCGUGCCAAGAAACAGCCCGGAGGCUUUAUUUUUUUAUUAACGCCCCGCCCACUUCUCCUCGCGCCUGUUCCGCGAGGUGUGUGACGUCACGUGAACUGCCCGUGUCCGUUCCAGCUGAGGAACAGAGAGAAAAAAAAAGAAAAGGCGGGGGUAAGAGAGGACGGCUCGGCUCGGACGUGGACGUCGCUCAGCCCGAACACAAGCCCGUGACUGCUGCACCCCCCUCCUCCUCCGGGAUAAAAAAAUAAUUAGACAGAAAGGAAACGACCCUUCCUCCUCCCUCCUCCUCCUCCUCCUCCUCCUCACUACUGACGGACAGCAGAAGAGAGAAGCAGCAACUUGUCAUCCCUGUUGUUUUCUUUUUGUGUGUUUACACUCUUUUUUUUUCUCCACGGAGGAACCAUUUUUUUAAAGGGGGAUCUAUUUUUUUUAUAUCCAUUUUUGAUUUUAUCUCCAGACGACUUAAUUCUGCCUACUUUUCACAGUUUUCCUUCAAGCUGCAGCAAUGGAAUACUUUGAAAAUAUUUCUACAACAAAAUAAGGAUCUCAGCCACUGAAAGCCUUCACUUCGUCUAUCAGCAGGCACUCUGCUCAGAUUGCAGCGACCCUCCACCAGCCCCCCAGUUUGUCCGCCUGCCUGAGAGACCCUUCGCCGCCGCCGGUCUGAGAUGUCCAGGCAGCUCUCCCAGCUCCCGACCCCUGACCUUCCAGCCGGGGCGAGCCCACAGUUUGGGAGCUGUACCCAGUCCCUUACAGGGGGUCACGUCAACUCAAUGGCUGGUCUGAAGUCCCUCCUGCAGCAGCCCAUGAAGGGGGACCACCGUCUGAAGAACUCUUGUGACACAAAAGAUAAAGACAGACUGGACCUUGAUGAGGACUCUUUGGGAGUGUGCUCCUUGAGGAACAGUAAUGGAAUGGUCACCAGUAACAGCAGUAACGGUUGUGGAGGAGGAGGAGGAGGAGGUGGGAAUGGAGGAAACUUCAACCAGUUCCUGUGGGAUCGCACCCUGCAGGCGGACAGCGGCCUCUUCCAGCUCCAGUACAUGGACCUGGAGGAGUUCCUGACUGAGAACGGGAUGGGCAGCGCGCACAGCAACAACAGCUCCAGCUCGGCCCAGAUCCCCUCGCAGAGCUCGCAGUCGGCGGUGCCCAACCAGAGCUCCCAAUGCCUACCGCCCUCCUCCCCUCCGGGGUCCUCGUCCUCCUCGCCCUCGUCCUCCUCGUCCCCGUCCCUCAUCGGCCUGGAGGUGGCCCAGCCGCAGGGUCUCGCCGGAGGAACUGACUGCCUGCACGGGAGCCAGACGAGCAUGAACGACUCCUGCGAAUCGCCCUCCUCCUCUUCCUCAUCCUCAUGUCCACCUCUGCUGACGCCCACCAGCAGCGGGCCGGACGCCAUCGGGAUGUUUGACAUGGACUCCUCAGACAUGGCUCUGUCCAGCACUUCCAGCCAGCAGAACUUCGACCCCAGGAGGCACUCCUUCAGCGAGGAGGAGCUGAAGCCUCAGCCGAUGAUCAAGAAGGCCCGCAAAGUUCUGGUGCCCGAUAACCUGAAGGACGAGAAGUACUGGACCAGGAGGUACAAGAACAACGAGGCGGCCAAGCGUUCACGGGACGCCCGCCGUCUCAAAGAGAACCAGAUAUCCGUGCGCGCCGCCUUCCUGGAGCGCGAGAACGCUGCGCUCCGACAGGAAGUGGCCGAAAUGCGGAAAGAACUGGGCCGGUGUCGCAACAUCCUUAGCAAAUACGAGAACCGCCUCGCCGACCAGUGAUGUUGGUGCGAAGGAGAAGCUCAAAAAAAAGGAGGAAGACAAGGAGACUUAUAAGCUGGAUUCUAUUUGAGACUCUGGAAUUUCUCGGACAGAAUGAGGUCAAGAUGAUGAUGCUGAUGAAGAAGGUGAUUAAAUGAUGAAUGUAAAAGACGAGGAAAAAAAAGGUUUUGAGUACCCAAGCUCAGGUUGUCGGCUCUUAAAAGUGAAUGAUGGAGAGAAUAAUUUAACAGAAAACAAAUGGAAAAAAAAAACAAAACAAAAAAAAGACGUGACUUUUAAGAGUUUUGUUAUUGGAAAAAUUGUAUAUUUUUGUAAUACUUCAGAAAAAUUUAGAGGGGAGAGCAAAUCUGGAGAAUAAUUUUGUAUAUUUUCUACGUGUUCAGGACACAGAGAUGGGGGGAGAACCCUAGAUUUUAUUUUCGAUGAGUCAGGAGGCGGCCAUUUAUGGUUAUUUUUUUUAUUUUUCUCCACUUGAUGGUCAUGAUGCUGCAGCAGGGGUUGAGAACGCAUGUAAACAAAUGUAAUAUAGAGAGCAGAGUUAUCUUAAAACAAUAUAGUUCAACAUUUUGUGGAUUUUACUCGAGCACUUCUUCGGGAUUUCUUUGAUUUUUUUUUUUUCCCUGUCAUGUAUCCGUCACUGGGCAUGCUCUGUGGAGACUGAAUGAUGGACACGAUGUAAACAGUUCAGCACUAUCAACAUUGUCUUGUGUCUUUUAUUUUUAAAUAUAAACAAUUGCAGCCUUUGUAAUCUACAUAUUUUUUUCUAGUCUCCCAACGAUAUUUGCUCUUUGCACCUUAACCGGACUUGAGUCCUGACUAUUUUUGGAUCUUGUUUUUCUUCAUCCCUGAGGGGUACUUUCAGUCCACUCCAGUGUUUUUGUGCUGGUGAAAGCCUGUUGUGAAGCCCUGGGUAGUUCUACUCCUCUGCAUCCUCUUUAUGUUUUCUAUAUCCACAUCUCUAUUUCUGUCCCCCCACCUUCCUCGCAGUUCUAUGCGAACUCUUUCCACAUAAGAUAUCUCGUGUACUUCUACUUCACGAGAGUACUUAAACCUCAGUGUUCAAUAUCAGUCCCCCCCUCGCAGUAAGAUGCACUUUGUUAUUAAUGUAGUGUAAUAAAUGGACAUGCUUUAAUUAAAAAUGCGAAGAGAGAAAUGUUAA